AAAAAUCUGUCCCCAUUGACUGGUUCGUGUCCCUACUAGUGGAAUAUUCAGAACUGACAGGUCAAGGGAUCAUUACUCGAACAUGGUAGGUUUCCUGACACCCUGGCCGCAACAAAGAAAUCUCACCCAGAUGGGGAAUGCACUAGAGAAAGUUACCGUCCAUUGUCUUACAUCAUCUGUAACAUCUUCCCCUGGAUGAUUGAGCCAGUGAGCUCGUCAACAAUACAAAGCCCUCACGACUCGCAGCUCCUUGCCGUUGUACCUGGUGUCUCCUGCGGCUUCCGAUCCCGAAUAAAGAAAUCACCUUGGAAACAGUCUUCGCAACCGAGGCUUUCUCGACGUUCUUGGUUUGCUAGCCCAUCAUGGCGGAUUCUACGGAAUGGGAAGCUGUGAAGCCCGGAGGGCUUGCAGCAGCGAUUCUCGGCGUAACGAUUGCUUUCUCCGUCCUAUGUAUCGUUGUUGUCGGCCUGCGCGUCGGCGCUAGGGUAUCAACGGGAGUUUUCGGACUUGAGGACUGGCUUAUGUGCGUUGGAUUUGCCCUCAAUAUGGUCCAUAAUGGGAUUGUUAUUUGGGGAACUUUUACAGGUAUCGGUACCUAUGAUUCAAAGCUGAAUACUGCGAUGAUGAUAGAAGGGGCUAAGUCUAUUGUGUUCUGGCAAAUAUUCUACAUCAGCGGAUCCGUUUUCAUUAAGGCUAGCAUCUGCGCGACAUUGGCACGAAUUGCUACGCAGCGCCGAUAUAUCUACACUCUUUGGGGACUUGUUGCUGUAUCGGUCAUAGCUACCCUGGUUGCCAUUUCUGCAGUCUUGGUCCGGUGUAAGCCGGUAGCAGCGUCGUGGAAUCCAGCUCUAGGAACGUGUAUUGACCAAUCCAUCAUUAUUGCCUUGACAUAUGCUGUCUCGGUAAUUAAUAUCGUGACGGACUGGGCUGUCGCAGUUAUCCCGGUAUUCAUCCUCUGGAAUCUCCAGAUGCGGAAGACCCUCAAGAAGAUGAUUGCCCUGGUCCUAGGCCUUGGUGUGCUGGCUUCUAUUGCGACCAUCAUUCGAAUGCCGUACUCCUCAGUCUAUUCCCACACCACCGAUCUACUCCAUGACAUCGGAAACAUCAUCCUAUGGACUGUAGUCGAAUGCGAUCUCGGUAUUAUCGCGGGCUCGAUGCCAAUGCUCCGAACGUACAUCCGGAUGUUUGCCAAGGACGAGAGCUCCUAUCAAGGGGGUUCAGGAGACUUGAAUCUGGUGACAAUUGGGAGGAUCAAGGGGAAACACAACCCGAUCCAUGACGCUGAAUUUAUGGUCACCGCCGUUGGUGGCAAUGAUCGUGAGAGCGACAAGGAUGAUGAAAGUACGAAACAGAUGAUUAAGGUCACGAGGAGGAUAGAUCAGGUUUCAAGCAGAGGUUAUGAGCAGGUUUAGUGCAAAGACUUAGUACCAUACUUGAUAAACAAAUAAGACGGGCAAGCAAGUGAGAUACCGAACUGUAAUCGGCCCAUAGCUUAGCCCAGGGUUGCAAC
This is a messenger RNA of Ilyonectria robusta, 1510 nucleotides long. RefSeq lists its product as uncharacterized. The transcript is spliced from 5 exons. Bases 363 to 1412 code for a protein of 349 amino acids. The record is from RefSeq and is a predicted model, not a curated record. Lineage: Eukaryota; Fungi; Ascomycota; Sordariomycetes; Hypocreales; Nectriaceae.